Molecule: messenger RNA, 1462 nt
Organism: Pygocentrus nattereri (red-bellied piranha)
Lineage: Eukaryota; Metazoa; Chordata; Actinopteri; Characiformes; Serrasalmidae
Product: coagulation factor XIII B chain-like
Exons: 12
Coding region: 16-1299 (427 amino acids)
Source: RefSeq, a predicted model, not a curated record
CCUGUGCUGGUCUUGAUGUUGAGCAACCGAGGACAUUGUGAAAUCUGCAGUGGUGAAAUCUUGCUAUUCUCGUGGUUUCUGGUAAAGAGAGUUAAGAGAAGUCUAGCCCCGUGGUCCGAGGUGAAGAACGACCCGAACAAGAUGAAGAUUAUUCUGCUCACUCUCAGUGUUUGGUUGUGUCAGGCCAGCGCAAUUGAUCUAAAAGACUGUAAGAGACCGCCGCUUCGCAACGGCUUUCUAGUUCCUUGGCAGCACAUCUACGAUCACGGCACCAAAGUUUCCUAUGGCUGUAAUAAAGGUCUGAAACCUGUUGUUGAAACAUGGUGGGGAGAGUUACUGUGCGGAAAUGGUGAAUGGUCCCACACACCCCACUGUGUUCCUGAGAGUAACUGUAUCGCACCAGUUGUGCCACACGCCACGCCAAAGCCAUCACAGGUGUCAUAUCCUAAUAACAGCAUAGUUACCUUUGUUUGUGAUAAAGGCUACGAGUUUGAAUUACAAUUACAAGAAAAACAAGCAGCAUGUGAAAAUGGAGAAUGGGGACCUCUGCCCAAAUGUCAGCGAAAAAGGAACGCAUGUGAUGCUCCCAGUCAUGUUCCUAAUGCACUGAUCAAACAUCCAUACCGGGAUACGUUUGAUGAAGGUGAAACAAUUACAUACCUUUGUAAGGAGGGGUACGAGUUCGAGGGAAAGGAUAAAAGCACAUGUGCGAAAUCUACAUGGGACCAUACACCCAAGUGUGAACCAAAAGCUGAGGGUCCACCAAUUUCCCGCGUUACGGAAUGUGGAGCCUACCCCUCUGUUAAAAAUGGAAAAUUGGACAUUUCUGAUUUUGCCUUAACAUUUCGGUGUUAUCCACCUUACGAACUCAGAGGUCCACAACAAGUAAUGUGUCUUAGAGGACAAUGGUCAGAGGUGCCUGUUUGUGUAGAAAGAUCUGAAAGAUCUGACUCCAGCAGGCCAGAAUAUUCCCACGUCAGGCAUUGUGGAGAUUUACCCAUUAUUGAACACGGAGAUGUUACGAAGGCUCCAGAUGGGCUGGCAUUAACAGUGAGGUGCGCUUAUCUUCACAAACUUGACGGACCAGCAGAAGUAAAGUGUGUUGACAGGAAAUGGACACAGCUGCCUGCUUGUAAAGCUCCAUGUAAACUGGAUCAGUCAAAGUUUUAUUAUUCUCAAAGAGAGUACAUGCUGCACGGAGUAGAGGAAGGUUUUUUUUGUACUGCCCUUUCCAGAGUACAGGUCAAAUGUGACAACGGAAAAGCGCUCUAUAGAGGAUGUGGUGAUGACGACUGGUGAGAUGUGUGUGAACGUCUUCCUGCUGCAGCUUUUACUGAAACACACAAAACUGCAGAGCGACUGGAACGACCUGUAACUGCUUUACCUUUAAGCGUUACUGUAACGUUUCUCAGAACGUCUGAUUAAAAACAGAUCCUGAAUAAACAACUGUGGUCUCGUCAAA